This is a messenger RNA of Episyrphus balteatus (marmalade hoverfly), 484 nucleotides long. RefSeq lists its product as uncharacterized. The record is from RefSeq and is a predicted model, not a curated record. Bases 55 to 456 code for a protein of 133 amino acids. The transcript is spliced from 3 exons. NCBI's taxonomy places the organism in Eukaryota, Metazoa, Arthropoda, Insecta, Diptera, Syrphidae.
UCGAAAACACUUAGAACUUGCACUUGUGUUCCGGUUCCGGCAUCAGUCAUCAAAAUGCAUUUAAUGUUCAAUCGUUCAAACAUGAAAAUGGUUCAAAUUCCCUUCCUCUUAACGCCUUAUACAGGUUUAUUUCGCAUAUCAAAGUGGAGAAUGGUCACAGAUGAUGCUCAACAGUUUUACCUUAAAUACGGAUUUAAUAUAAUUGGCAAUAAUAAGACUUCAAAUUAUAUACAAAUUUGUGAAGAGGGAGUGAAAAAAACUGAAUUUUAUAUUUUAGUCUCUGAGGACGUUCACGUUCUACCGCAACUUGUUGAUGUUGGUAAAAAUGUGUACUAUAAUUUGAUAAAAAUGAAUGGUUUUAUUGUUCAAAUAAAACAUAAGGAUAAAAUUCAACUUCGAAUAGCGAAUGGCGAAUAUAUUGAAUUUCAGUUUUUGCUCGAUGUUGUAUUAGAAUAAGUCAAACAAAAUUUAUGUAAUAAAUUAU